GACCUUUGAUUUCAUUAGCUUACAAAAACCAAUGUGUUUAUUUAUUAUAAAUAGUUUUUUAGUACUGUUGUUAUUUUUGCUUUCGCCUCACGGCCAAUGUGGCGCUAGUGCUGUAUGAUGUAAACACGGAAUUGUGAAAAUUUCAUAGUUAAGAGAAUUCACGAAAAUUUGUAAUCGAAUUCACAACCGCAUCGUACAUUUUUUAUUCAAUGUGGACCAACAAAUAGCCUUUCAACUCUUUCUUACAAUCAUGGUUUAAUAUUGUGAACCAAAAUUAAGAAAUAUUCAUUUGGAAUAUUUAAAAAAACUUGCUGCACUGUAUCAAUGCUUAAUAUGCAAAUUUAUCAUGAAAUAAAGUGAAACAAAAAUAGUAGGUUAAGUUAAAAAAAUCUAACAAAGUUUGUUUUUGCAAGAUUAAACAACGUUUUUAUGAAGCUUUCAAUUAUUUUAGUUGAAAAAACUGCAUUGUAGCAUUUAAAAUAAUUGAAAAUGAACAAUAAAGAUUAUACUAAUUUAUUUGGUACACUAGAAACAAAACGUGUGCUAAAAGCAGAUUACCCAACAGAAAGUUCAUCAUUAGGUGUACCUAUUCCAAUACGAAAAAACGGUGAACUUAAUACAUUGCAAGAUUAUGGAUUUGAAUUAUUUGAUACAUCUAAUGCUCUUAUUCAAGAUCCAAUGGUUGUAAAUAGUGGCGAUCAAAAUUUUUUUACCACAAAUGAUACUGGAUGGAUUGGAAAAACCGAUGAUAUGUCAUUUAUUAAAAUGGAUGAAGAUAUUUUUGAGGUUGAUCAAUCUGACUUGCUACAAGGUCCAACAUUAGCUGAAUUAAAUGCUAAUGGUGGUGAGUCUUUAUUAGAAGAUCUUAACUUUGAUGAUCUACUGUUACCACCUGAUUCAGUUAAAUCAGAAAUAUCUGAUACAGUGCCAUUAAUGGGAUCUUAUAUUAUUGACCAUGUAGUAAAUACUAGCCCCAUCAAUAGACCCAGUUCAUCAAAAUCUGGUUUUCAGCUCUCACCUAAUAGUUGUAGCUCACAUUCAUCGCUUUCUCCUGGGCCAACUACACCAAUAACUUUACAAGAAUUAUUAAAAAAGGAAACAAAACCAAAAACAUGUUUGUCUCCUACAACAUUUGGCACUAGUGUUCCUGGAUCAGGAUUUCUUUUACCUAGUCGUUCAAGAACGAGUCUAUCGUCUUCUGCUCCUACACAUCUUGGACUAGAUCAGAUUUGGCAGCGUAGAGAGCCUAGACAACAUUUGUUAUCUACUGGAUCAUUAGUUGAAGCAGAAUCAACUUCAUCUUUGUCUACAGGUGGUGUGUUGAGUCCAGAAGCUUAUGAUUUUUCUUUAGAUGAAGCUAUAGAUGACACUGAUGAUGAUACAGAACAAGAAGAAGACUAUUCAACUGAUGCAGAUUCUGGCGGUGAAAGUGAUAAUGGAGGAACCUCAGCUAAGUCUUCUUCUCAUAAAGAUAGAUUUUUUUGGCAGUAUAAUGUUCAGUCAAAAGGUCCUAAAGGUCAACGUUUAGUUUUAAAAUGCAAAUUAGAAGAUCCACAUUGUUUAAAUGAAGUUACAGAUCCAGUGUUCAGCCCAAGUUGUUCAAUUCAAGGGAUAAAGCAUAGUGGGAAAGCAAGAAAAGGUGAUGGCAAUGAUUUAACACCAAAUCCUAAGAAACUACAGUCAAUUGGUAGGGAGUUGGACAAAUUAAAUAAAAGUAUAAAUGAAAUGACACCUGUUAGUGAGUUGCCAUUUAAUAUCAGACCAAAUACUCGCAAAGAAAAGAACAAAUUGGCUUCUAGAGCUUGUCGUCUAAAAAAAAAAGCACAACAUGAAGCAAACAAAAUUAAACUCUUUGGACUAGAAACAGAACACAGACGUUUAAUAAAUGCUAUAUCUCAAGUCAAACAACUACUAGUAACAAGGAUGACUAAUGAUUCUUUUACCAAUGAAAAUCAAGAAUUAGCUAAAACUAGUGAUAAAAUUACCAAAAAUGCUACCAAACUUAAAGUUGCUGGACAAACAACUGAAUUUGUAAACAAAAUUCUUGAAAAAACCAAAUCGGGUGCACGCAGAGGGGGCCUUGAUGAACUUUAAAUGCCAAAAGUCAAGUACCCUUAUCCUAGUCUUUAUAAAGGAUUAUGUUUAGUGGAUCUCUGAUAAUUGCAUUAAACAUAUAAAAAAUAUUUUUUCUAAAGUAUAUUCUAUUUUAUAACUAUCUAAAUGUAUUUAUACCAAGAACUUACAUUUUACUCUCAGUUAAUGGUCUGUUUAUUUUUUAAAUCAUAUAAUGUAAAAUUUAAUUUUUACGAACAAUAUUAUUGUUAAAUUAUUAAUUAUUUGUUUUUAGUUUUACAAUUUUUGAUUAAUUAAACUUAUUACUUUAAGAACUUAUUUUAAUAUAUUAAGGGUAAAGUUACUAGUUUCUGUAAAAUAUAUAUAUAUAGUUACCUACAUAAAAAUAUGUGAUAAAACACAGUUGCUCAUUUUAAUUAUCCUCAAUUGACACAAAAAUGUUAAAAUUUGGAAUUAAUGUAAUUUUUAUUAAAAUAUUAACAGUUCUUAUUUUAUCAUUUAAAUUGAAUAUAUGACAUAUUUUAACUUAUAAACUAUAACUUUAAUUUUUAAGUUAUAAUUAAAAUUGUUUGAAGCCUAUGAAUUUAAGCUUCAAAAAUAUAUUUUUUAAAACAAAACAGUAAGAUUUAUAUGAAUAGCAAGCCAUAAAUGUAUUAUUGAUUUAGGAUAACUAUUUAGGAAUAGUGUAUAGCUUUAAAAUUUGAACUAUUUGAUUAUUAUAGCUUUCUCAAUGAAUGCAAUUUUUGUUUAAAUAAAUAAGCUCAUUAAAAAAUAAAAGAUUGAAAAUCUUUAAUACAUUUUUUUAAUAAAAACGAAAUUGUUUUUACUGUCAUGUUUGUGUUCAGUAUGUGAUAAUUUAAGUACCAUUUGAGAAGUUCGUUUAAUUACUUAUUUUUUUAAAUAUUGUUAUAAAUAUUAUUCUUAUACAUAAAGUUUUACAAAGAAUAUGAUUAAUUAUCCCAGUUUAAAUUAUUGUAAUAGCUAUUUACUAAAAAUAUUAUUAAUGUUAUGUAGGUAUUAGGUUUAAGAUAUCUCUCUGUAUAAAUAUAUUGUGAUUUUAAUUUUGCAACAAUUUUUAAUUUAUAUAUUCUGUUAAGUUUAUUUUUAUGGAGUGUAUGUAAUGUGAGAUAUACUUGUUUUUAUUUUUUUGUUAAAUUAUUAAUUUGUGAGUAAAAAUCAUUAUUAAUA
Molecule: messenger RNA, 3261 nt
Organism: Daktulosphaira vitifoliae (grape phylloxera)
Lineage: Eukaryota; Metazoa; Arthropoda; Insecta; Hemiptera; Phylloxeridae
Gene: REPTOR
Product: protein CREBRF homolog
Exons: 11
Coding region: 490-2094 (534 amino acids)
Biological process (GO): regulation of transcription by RNA polymerase II; response to unfolded protein
Cellular component (GO): nucleus
Molecular function (GO): DNA-binding transcription factor activity, RNA polymerase II-specific; RNA polymerase II transcription regulatory region sequence-specific DNA binding
Source: RefSeq, a predicted model, not a curated record